Molecule: messenger RNA, 1061 nt
Organism: Panicum virgatum (switchgrass)
Lineage: Eukaryota; Viridiplantae; Streptophyta; Magnoliopsida; Poales; Poaceae
Exons: 7
Coding region: 26-787 (253 amino acids)
Source: RefSeq, a predicted model, not a curated record
CUGUGUAGGCCCAGUGAACCAAAACAUGGGCCGAAAGCGUCGACCGGAGGGAGAGGCUUCAGCGCCGCCGCCGCCGCCGCCGCCGCUGCCCAACGCGGCGAGUGAGGAUGAGAGAACCUGCCGCAAUGCUUUCGUCGAGUUCAUGACCAAGGUGGCUCGGUUCGAGGAGCUAGCUGAAUCUGGGAAGCGAUUGUUCGUGGGAUUUCGUCAGGAACUUGAUUAUUUUCAGAGGCCGCCGAUUCCGACCGAAUCAGAUGUCAUGAAUCAGAUACUUAAAUCUAACUGCACUGGCAGAAUGAGGUCCUAUCUUGAAGCUGGUUGCAGGCUUCACUGCCAAAAUAUCUCAAACAUAAAUCAGUUACGUUCAUGUGAAGACGGACUUAAAGAUCAUAUAAACAAAGUUAAGGCUUUGCUUGAAGAGCUUGAAUGUCUAGUUGAGGAUGUCUAUGGAAUCACACUAACAGCCAGUUUAAGUGCUCUAGAAGUUUCAGACAGUCAUAGCAUUGACAGAAAGCUGACUACUGAAUCUUGUGUCAUGGAGGGUGUCUCUACACUACAGGAGGAGGAUAAAAGUGUAGAUGAAUUGGAUAGCGAUGUAUCAUAUGUUACAGUGAUGGUCAUCAUUCGCAACAUGUUGAAGCUUGACUAUAUGAUGCAGGAAAGGAUUGUCGGCGCUUUAUCCAUUAAAGCACCGUCAUUAGAACUCCAGAGCUAUUGCCUCAUGUGGGAUUUGCGCCCGUACAUCGACGACAAUGUGAUGCAUCUUGCAUGGAAAAUGUGCCCAUGAAGUUUUGCCAUUCACAGUGGGCAAGGGGAUGGAACAAGCAGCAAGUUAUUCUUUGUUAAGGAGAACUCAUGCCGCAGUUUGAGCAACUGGGCGAGAUGGAUGCCUCCACAACCAGUUAAUGCCCUGGCAGAAGAUUGGUUCUCAACAGGAUGUAUGUGGGAUUGUAGAUGGAUAGAAAUGUGUGUGCUCUUGAUUGUGCUACGGAGGAACCAUAAUUUGUCAAACUGAUGUCUGUUGUCAUCAAUGAAGUGUUGUGGUUUCCGAGUUGCGUUCU